This is a messenger RNA of Acomys russatus (golden spiny mouse), 712 nucleotides long. RefSeq names its product C-C motif chemokine ligand 20 (gene Ccl20). The transcript has 2 exons. Gene Ontology annotation, cellular component: extracellular region. Gene Ontology annotation, molecular function: chemokine activity. The record is from RefSeq and is a predicted model, not a curated record. The coding region runs from base 82 to 279 and encodes 65 amino acids. Gene Ontology annotation, biological process: immune response. NCBI's taxonomy places the organism in Eukaryota, Metazoa, Chordata, Mammalia, Rodentia, Muridae.
AAGUAGGGCUGCCGCUGGAGCAGAAGACACUCGCAGGGCACUGGGUACCCAACACUGAGCAGACCACUGCUGGAGCUGAGAAUGUACUGUAGUGGCAAGCCUCUGCUCUUCCUUGCUUUGGCAUGGGUGCUGCUAGCUCACCUGUGCAGCCAGUCAGAAGCAGCAAGCAACUUUGACUGUUGCCUUCGGUACACACAGAGGGUUCUUCCUUUCAGAGCUAUUGCAAGUUUUACAAGACAGAAGGCUGGCGAGGUCUGUGACAUCAAUGCUAUCAUGUAAGUUGUUCAUAAACUUUAAUUCAUUUACUACAGCAAUAUGUGGAAAUUUCAGAAACAUUUCUUAACAUAUUGAAAUUUUAAUCAGAAACAAUGCACGGAACAAGUAGUUUUAUUUUAUAUGUACUUCAGAGUCUAAGUAGGACCAAAAUAAAUCAGAAGUUUAGCUUUUACUUUUUGAAAAAGUAAAUGUUGCAUGGGACAGGAGCCCCUUUUUAGAAUAAACUUCUUGAAUGUGACACAUGGAAGACAUCUUUGAAACAAGCAUAUUUCUACUAGAAAAUGGGGCUAAUUAGGACAUCACUUAAAAUACUCAUGGUUCAUAUAGGGUAUUAUAAUUUGGAAUAAUACAAGCUGCUAACCAUGUACAUACAUGUUACCAGCCUCCACCACGGCAGCAUCGAAUGACAAGUCUGGGAUUCUCUCUUCUGCAAUUG